CCUCUUCACUCUCGCCUGUUCCCCUUCCUUUUUUCUUUCUCCUAACUUUCCCCUGUCCCACUCCCACUCUCUCUCUCGCACAUCUGGAGGGUAUCUGGUGUGGCUGUGUGACUCCUCACUUGCUAUGGGACAGCCUGCGUUGGGACUGGACGUCAGACUUUCAGCAAGCGUUGGUCGAAGAGUUGGUGCCGACUGAAGCUUCAGACUCAGCAGAGAGAGGAAACAGAGCCGACCGUCUUUUGUUCUUCACCUGGACGGCUCAGUAGUGGACAUGGCCUUUCCCAAGCAUUCCAUCCUGCAGGCCCUGAGUGUGCUGCUCUUGGCCUGGGUGUUGGUGCGCUGCCAGGCCCCUCUAGAACCAGAGGAAGAGGAGGAGGAAGAGACAAACAUCGUAACAAUAGGGACGAAACCCGACCCAAUUGAAUGUCCGCCAGAGUGCAGCUGUACGGCAGAGGGGGUAGUGGACUGUGCCGGAGUCGACCUCAUAGAGUUCCCCGCCAAGCUGUCCGACAAAACCCGCCAGCUCUCCCUACAGAACAACAAAAUCGAGGAGAUAACAGUGGAGCACAUCUCUCAUCUGCAUCAGCUGGAGACUCUGAACCUUCAGAACAACUGGCUCACCACAGACGGCCUUGAAGAUGAAGGUUUUGAGAUGCUCGAGCAGCUGGCUUAUCUAUACUUGGCAAACAACAAGCUCACCUCAGCACCUAAAAGCUUACCGCCCUCGUUGGUUAGCGCUGAUUUUGCUGCUAACCAGCUGACAAGGAUUUACCCCUAUACAUUUGGCCAGAAACCAAAACUGAAGUCUGUGUACCUCCAUAACAACAAGCUGACAGACGCAGGCCUUCCGGAUCAGAUGUUCAACGGUUCUGACAACCUGGAGAUCCUCACCAUGUCCAGCAACUUCCUGCGGGUUGUCCCGAAGAAUUUGCCCUCCACCCUUUACCGCCUCCAUCUUAAGAGUAACAAACUGGAGAAAAUCCCAGCGGGGGCCUUUGACAACUUGCGAAACCUCAGAGAGUUGUAUCUCCAGAACAACAACCUCAACAACGAAGGCAUCGACAACGAGACUUUCAGCCAGCUGAGCAGCCUGGAGUGUCUGGACUUGUCAAAUAACAACCUGAGUGUCGUCCCAAAGGGCUUGCCUCGCAAUCUAGUGCUGCUACAUCUGGAGAAGAACUCCAUCCGCAGCAUCCCUGGAGACUCUCUUACAUCUGUCCGAAACCUCGAAUACCUGGUCCUCCACAAUAACAAGCUCCGAUCACGCUCCAUCCACCCGGCUGCCUUCAUGGGCUUGAAAAAGCUGCACACGCUCCACAUGUACAACAACUUGCUUGAGCGGGUUCCCAGAGGUUUGCCUCGGCGAGCCAAGACCCUCAUGUUACUCCACAACUUCAUUGCCGAAAUUGGCCGCAAUGACCUGGCUGUGCUCUACACCCUGACGGAGCUCAACCUCAGCUACAACAAGCUGACCAGCCCCAGGGUGCACCGGGAGGCCUUCAGGAAGCUGCGCCUGCUGGAAACCCUGGAUCUGUCAGGGAACAGCCUUCACUCGGUGCCUCUGGGUCUUCCUCGAAGCCUGCGGCAGCUCGAGAUCAAGAACAACCAGCUGAACUCCAUACCGGACGGGGCGCUGACGGGCAUGGAGAAGCUGGGAAAGCUCGUCCUGAGCAACAACCAGCUGAAACUGAAUUCUAUCUACCAGGGAGCCUGGAUGGAGCUGAGUGCACUCACAACACUUGACCUUUCCGGCAACCAGCUGUCACACAUCCCCUCUGACCUGCCCGAGUCUCUGGAAUACCUUUACCUGCAGAGUAACCGCAUCUCCAGCGUUCCCGCCUCGGCGUUUGAAGGCACUCCGAACAUCAAAGGCAUCUUUCUUCGUUUUAACCGGCUCUCCGUGGACUCCGUGGACGAGAGCUCCUUCGCACAUCUGUCCAACUUGCAAGUUCUGGACAUCAACGCGGGAAGCACCGACCUGUCCUUUAAAAGAGAGGAGGAGCAGGAAACAUAAGACGGCUCGACUGAACUGACAUUGGACUGAGUUGUUUCAAGGACAGAAAAGGGCUUUAAAAAAUGGGAAUGAACCUGUGAAUGUCAUGUCCCAGGUCCAUUACUGCGACGUGCUGAGUGACAGAGUUACAUAUUUCUGGUGCAGGAUACCAGAUGUUCCUUUUAGUUUUCCUUGUUUUGGGCUGGUUAGUAUUACAUAUCUUUUAUAUCUGAGCUAAUAUUUGAGUUUGACUGUCUAUCCGUCAUCUGAUCUGAUUUUUUUUUUUUUUUUUUUUGGUGCUUUAUUCUGAAAAAUGCAUUCACAAAUUCACUGUGAUUUUUUUUUUUCCCUGUAAAUGUUUGAGAAAACCAAAAAAAGAUUUCAAGCAGAGUGAAAAAUGUCUGACGUUGUUCACACUGUGUGUGUCUUUUCUCCAAAUACCUUUUGAAAAAUUUAUGUUUUAAGACCAAGAAUGUCAAUUUACUUGUGAAAUACCGAGAAUGACAGACACUCAUCGCAAACCUGAAGCGGAUUUUCCAAUUACUCACUUCAUCCAUCCGACAAUCAGAAAACCUUCGAGGAUUUAAUUGAGACGAGAAAGAAUAAUAAGAGAAAACCUUCACGUUUUGAAAUGCUCUGAAGUUAUGAUCCUUAAAAUGUUCACUACAAGUGACUCAUCCACCGUAUUCACAUUCUGUAAUUGUGUUACGAACCGCAUUUGAACUUUCUCUCCCUCCAGGUGUUUUACCUGUUGUACUAAUGUUUUUUCCACCGCAGAGACAGUGUUAGCAACGAAACAAAAACAAGCAUUUCACCUGACAAUCACUCACCUGACCUCCAAACUCUGUUGUGGGCUUUUUUUGUGAAUGUUGGAAUAUGAGUCAAACCUUCGUACACAAGCAUUAUUACGACAAAAGAGGCACUUUUAAGAUUUACUGUAUUUUCAUAUCUGGGUCAAACUAAAAAGAACAUUUUUGAACAACUCAUGUUAGCAGUAGCUUGUUCUGCUCACCGCCGUCCUGAAGAAGUAUCGAUCUCUGAACGU
Molecule: messenger RNA, 3038 nt
Organism: Acanthopagrus latus (yellowfin seabream)
Lineage: Eukaryota; Metazoa; Chordata; Actinopteri; Spariformes; Sparidae
Gene: podn
Product: podocan
Exons: 12
Coding region: 272-2014 (580 amino acids)
Molecular function (GO): protein binding
Source: RefSeq, a predicted model, not a curated record